Eleginops maclovinus (Patagonian blennie) is the source of this 3074-nucleotide messenger RNA. RefSeq lists its product as uncharacterized. The record is from RefSeq and is a predicted model, not a curated record. Gene Ontology annotation, molecular function: 3'-5'-RNA exonuclease activity. The transcript has 3 exons. NCBI's taxonomy places the organism in Eukaryota, Metazoa, Chordata, Actinopteri, Perciformes, Eleginopidae. The coding region runs from base 95 to 2668 and encodes 857 amino acids.
AACUAUCCAAUCAUUGGCACGUUUUGACUCCCUCACGCUGUGUACUGAGUAAGGUUCAGUAAAGCACGGUGUUGUUGUUUUUGGACUGCACACAAUGGAGGAUGUCCAAGAUGUAUCCCUUGGUGGUAAAGAUGCAGUAACAGAAGCUAAUCUGAGAGAUGAGUACUAUUGGAAGCUGGUUGCAGACUUCAUUGGUCCUCAAUCAGGAGAAGGGUUAGAGCUUAAAAGGGCACCAUGCAAGAACAGACUUUUAAUUCAAGUAGGACUUAUGGUCGAGGACAAUAAUUUUCCAUGGAUUGCCGUCGUAUCUUGGCUCAUGAAAAUUUUCCCCAGUCAUUGGUCAACUGACUUUCGUUGUUUGGUGGAAAGAGGCAUCGCAACCACAUUGAGUCUGGGCAAUGAUGCAAGGCAAACCUUUCUGGAAUCAGAAGUCAACUUUAACUUUGUUGGCCCAAUAUGUGACAGCAUUGGAGUUGAACGGCAACAUCUUUUGGAAAUCAGGGAUUUUAGUGAGCGUGCACAGUCCAUAGAAGUCACUAACGGGCUGAUUCUCGAGUUGAGCAACUUUGUCAGCAGGGAGAAACUUGCACCAGUUGUUUUAGUGACUUGGCUUAGAAAUUUCAACCCUGAGUUUUGUAAGAAAGGGGAUAUUCAAAAGGCACAUAAAGUCCUUAGACCCAAGAUAAAAAAGUUAAAACUGCAUUACCGCAAUUAUGAAACAAGGAGUCACAGGAGGAAUGCAGCAAUGGAAAAUCUGCUUCAAAGUCCAUUUGAACUGGUGCGGAAGAAAAUGCCCAAAGUGACUGUGAAGAAGCGCAUGAGAAAAGACGACACUAUCAAUGUUGAAAAAGUUGUAAUCAAGGAGGAAUACGAGCGAUAUGAAAUCAUGGAAGGAGAGGAGUCUGACGUUGCAAAGAAACUAAUUGUGAAAGAAGAAGCCUCUAUACACGAUGACAGUGAUGAAGAUUUGGAUGAGUCCAACAGUGGAGAAGAAACUUCAGAUAACAAACAAGAUACCCUGACUCUGCUUGACAUUGCAAUGCUGUCUGUCCAGAAGCUAUCCAAAAUGUACGGGGGGAAAAACGAAGCAUGCAAGCAAGUUUGCUUAGAUCUCCUCAAAAAUCAGUAUGCUCUGACGUGCAAGGAGCAUCCAGCCAUGGCAGCGUUUGAGAAAAAACUUGAUACGCUUUGUGAAGACCUUUCACUUGUUUACCCCGUUGUGUUUUUAAACUACAAUGCCAAUUUCCUUGUUGACUUGCAAGAUGCCGUGGAGCAGCAGAUCAUGGCCUUUGAGAAAGACAUCAUUCUAUCGACCGGAGAGAAACUAGGCCGGGACAGACUUCCAAAAUUCAAGAACUUUGUGAAUUUAUCUGAAAGUGCCACUUCACGCUACAUCCACAUGGCUUGUGAUAUCCUAAAUACAACCACACCUGGCAUAAAAAACUACAGGAAACACUGGGUAGCUUUCUGCGAAGAAAAGAGAAACCCCUCCAGGAUUGCAGUAAAUCCGUCAAAACGAUUCCAGAACUACUUUGAGGCUGCAGCGGGUCUUAUCCACCACCACAAAGAGACGGCUCUGUUCUUUUCGGAUUUGCUUGCAAUGACAAACGACACAAACAUUAUUCUGGAGUGCGUUGCUGCUGAUGCUAAUGACUCUGUGAUUCAGAGCCUUGUGUGUGUCCUGGCCAUUGUUUACUGCAAAGUCCUCGGUCCUUACUGGCAGCUUCUGAAUAGCAGCGGAGAUUACUCGCUCUUCAGCCAGUACAUGCUCUUCCUGUACCAAAAGUUCCUUGAUUGGUCCAAAGAUCCUUCAGCACUGCUGGAACCUGAAGCGGAGACAAACGUUUUUCUGCAGUACCCAUCCCAGGAGAAAACCUUUGAUGGAGUGUUUCAUUUCUGUGGCCAGUGGCACACCAAUAGGGACCUAAUCAGAGCUUGCCUGAAAAGGAUAGUGAAGGUGAUUGCUGCUGUCACUGAAGAACACCUGAAGGAUUUCCUGCCAGGAGGAACGUUUGGUCAAAUCCCUUUACCAGAUCUGAUCUCACAACUGGAAAGUUGCACAUUCUCCGUCUUGAUGGCGGAAUAUCCCUUCAGCACUGCAGAAGAAAGUACUAUCAGGAAGAAAAAAUCUGACAAGUCCCCCAAACGCUCUUCACCGAAGAACUUUCAGGAAGAAGAUGACCCAACCGGUUCCUCUGACAGCAGCUCUGAUGAACCUUCGGAUUUGUCCAGAAGUGGCCAAAAUGAUGCUGACAGUCCACCAAUGAAGAAAGUAAAAAAAAUACAGGAAGAGCGGGUGGAGAACAAUGAUAGGGAUUACAUCGUAGCUAAAGUGAAAAGAAACGGAGGGCCAUGUAAGACACAGCAGGAUGUUGAUAAAAUGAUGCUGCGGUUUGAUGGAAAACCAAGAGAAGAGAAACGGGAAGCAAUCCGUUGUGAGAUAAUGUACCAGAAAAUGGUUUUGGACAACACAGACCAAAACUUGUAUGGUACUUUCAUCAACACCACACAAAUGGUGUUGAAGCUGAAGCUUGCUCUUCCUCGUGUUAAACCUGGUUAUUCUCUUGUUUGGGCGCCUAAAAAAACAAAGACAAAGCCUGUGUUUCAACCUAAUGCUGCUACUGGAGGUGAUGUGACAACAGCACAUGAGAAUAUUCAUGGCGUCUGAAAAAAUGGUGGUUUUGAGGAAAAGUAAAUUAUUGUGUCAACAUGUCACUUCAUUAUGAUUUUACGUUUUGCAAACAAUGACCUUUAUCCUGUUCAUUGUAUGAUUCCGUAGUUAUCUGUUGCAGCUUUCAUGUGUGUUACUGUACUUCAAACACCUUUAUUUGAAAUUAUGAGGUUUGAUUCUUGUAGAUUAUCAUGUGCAUAUAAUUGUAUAAUUUGUACGGUGCUGUUUGGUAACAAGCCUUUCUUGAAAAGUAACUCUUUUAUCUGCUGAGGGAAACUUUUUUUUUAUACACAAAUAUAUGAAAUUAUGAGAAAGUCAGUUGAUAACUGCUGACUUAAAAUAUGUUGUAUAAACCACUAAUGAAAUAAACAAUGCCUUUGUGCAUAUUUUGUUAUUUACUGCC